CUGGAUGCGCGCGGGAGAUUUGAACUUUCUUUCCAAGCAGUCAGGUUCCGCGCGGAAAUAAAGUUGCGCAGCUGUUUUCUCUUCAGGCCUUACAACCAGGGGCCAAAGUGCAGACUACAGAGAAUGGUGGAAGGACCAGGAUGUACUCUGAACGGAGAGAAAAUUCGGGCGCGAGUGCUCCCAGGCCAGGCGGUGGUAGAUGUGCGGGGAAGUGCUGUGCCGAACCUGGAGAGCCCCGCAUUGUUACAGGCAGCCUCAAGGGUCCAGAUCUCUUCACAGGCUGUUGCACUGAAUAGUAAUAAGGAUUCCAGACAGAAUUUUUUGCGACUGUUUAAUGGAUGUGUUUACAGUGGUGUGGAAACUUUGGGGAAGGAGCUCUUUAUGUACUUUGGCCCAAAAGCUUUACGGAUUCACUUUGGAAUGAAAGGCUCCAUCAUGAUUAAUCCACUUGAGUGUAAAAGAAAAAAUGGUGUUUCUCCUGUUUUUGAAGUGCAACUCACCAAAGAUUUGAUUUGUUUCUUUGACUCAUCUGUAGAACUCAGGAACUCAAUGGAAAGCCAACAGAAAAUAAGAAUGAUGGCAGAAUUAGACAUAUGUUCACCUAAAUUUAGUUUCUCAAGAGCAGAAAGUGAAGUUAAAAAACAGACAGGUCGGAUGCUAUGUGAUGUGUUACUGGAUCAAAGAGUGUUGCCCGGGGUAGGCAACAUCAUCAAAAAUGAAGCACUCUUUGACAGUGGUCUUCAUCCAGCGGUUAAAGUUUGUCAGUUAACAGAUCAACAGACCCAUCACCUUGUGAAGAUGACUCGAGACUUCAGCAUUUUCUUUUACAGGUGCUGUAAAACAGGAUCUGGUGUCUUUAAACACUGCAAGGUUUACAGGCGUCCUAAUUGUGGUCAUUGCCACUGCAAAAUAAUUGUAUGUCGCUUCGGGGAGAAUAACAGAAUUACAUAUUUCUGUCCUCAAUGUCAAAAAGAAAAUCCUCAACAUGUUGACAUAUGCAAACUGCCAACAAGAAAUACUGUAGUCAGUUGGACAUCCAGCAGAAGGGAUCAUCUUAUUGGCUUGGUGGCUCAGAAGUCCGAAGAGCAAUGGACAUGUUCAGUCUGUACGCUAAUAAAUAAGCCCUCUGCUAAGGCAUGUGAUGCUUGCUUGACCUCAAGGCCUAUUGAUUCAGUGCUCAAGAAUGAAGAAAAUACCAUUGUCUUUAGCAACUUGAUUAAGUAUCCUUGUAAUAGCUUUGGAAACACACAUACAGAAGUAAAGAUCAACAGGAAAACUGUAUUUGGAACUACAACUCUUGUCUUAACUGAUUUUAGCAAUAAAUCCAGUACUUUGGAAAGAAAAAGAAGCCAAAACCAGGUACUAGACGGGGAAUUUCAAAACUCUCUUCCUACAAAUGUUUGUCUUAGUGAUACACAGCACCCCUCCAAGGAGAGAACAAACUAUAUAACUCAACUAUCUAACAAAGUAAACAUAUCACCUUUGGUCUGCUCUCAGUCUGAAUUAUUUAGUCCAGUACAUAAAAAAUUGAAAACAACCCGCCACUCGGAACCAGAUCUCAAAAGUUGCAACCCUGGAUUUUCUAACAGUGAACUCCAAACAAAUAUGACAGCUGGUCCUUGUACCUUAAAUAAUGGCGGCCCUCGAUGCAGUAAACACAACCUCCGCUGUGUUCUGCGAGUUGUGAGGAAGGAUGGUACAAACAAGGGAAGACAGUUUUAUGCUUGUCCUCUGCCUGGAGAAACAAAAUGUGGAUUUUUUGAAAAAUAUUCACUGAGCAUCAGCUGUUCACUAUGCUCAGUGCUGAAGACAAUGGAAGCCAUAAGGCAGACAGGUCUCUAUGGUCUGAUGGAGAAAAAAUGACUUAAACCAGGAUUUGCAAGACAAUGUAAUAAAGGGUAUGAUAGAAAAAUAAUGGAGACAUCAUUGAAGGCCAGAAGACUUUACUCUGUGGGGACUGAUAUGCUACUGAAAAAUUUUGAGCAGGAAAAUGACUCCAAUGUACAUUUUUAGUAAAGUAAACCUGCAUUCAGUGAGGAAGAUGCACUAGUAGGGAGCAAGAUCUGGGGAAGGCCAUGAAUUUGAAAAACCAAAGUCUUGUAGUUUUCUACCACAAUGCUAUUUACAGCCUCCACCUCCGUGUAUUUCCUGCCAGUCUACCCUUUCUGUACUCUUCUCAUUCCACAUGUGGGUUGCCCAGCUUUUAGCCCUGAGCGGACACCUUUGUGUUCCCUACACUCUAUCCCAAAUAUUUCCACUUGAAUAAUCAAGGAAGACAUUAAUAUGAGUAGAAUAUUCACACCAGCAAAUGCAAGAGGAUUAAUCUCUUCAGAGAUAUCUUCCAUUUCUGUUCUAAAGGUGUGAA
Messenger RNA from Ictidomys tridecemlineatus (thirteen-lined ground squirrel), 2365 nucleotides. The record is from RefSeq and is a predicted model, not a curated record. NCBI's taxonomy places the organism in Eukaryota, Metazoa, Chordata, Mammalia, Rodentia, Sciuridae.